ACGAAGUAGGAUACGUGGUCUUGACGCGUUGCUAUGGCAACCAGCGAUAAACACUGCCAAACACUGUCAGUUAGUACGGAGAAAAAGCAAAUAGUUGACCUCGAGGAGUAUGCCCGAGUGAUGUACGAUGAGACAGUGGUGGUGAAUGGUAGAGAAAUCGAAAGUCCUAGCUCUGAAGAGGAAGUGGAGGCAGCAAUGUCCAAGUUCAAUCCCCCGGUGAGGCACACGGCGCGCCAUGACUUCGACUCGGACAGCGAAACUGAAUCCGAGCCGGAAAAAUUUUUGGAUAACGUGUCGGAGGAUGAACGGUCUCCAGGAAGGAAGAUUCCUUCGCCCUCUGAGAAGUCCGUUGAAGCUCCGAAGGUGAAACCCAGAGAAACAAAAAACGCAAGAGCUCCGUUGAAAAAACCGGAAUCUUCAAAUUCGGAAUCAGAUAGUGCUGAUUUGGAAGCUGAGAAGCCAGAGCCGGUUGCUGGAAGUGGAAGGAAGCGCGGCGGAGCUGGCGUUGUCAUUCCAGCCGAGGGCGCUUAUGACCCUAAGCAGUUCCAGGAUUUGAAGGUGCCACCAGAGAUUGAAAACAUAUUCCAGUACAUCAUGAAAUACACCCCACAGAAAAUAGACAUAGAGUUCAAAUUGCAACCGUUCGUCCCGGAGUACGUGCCGGCAGUAGGCGAUAUCGAUGCAUUCCUCAAGGUAUCCACGCCCGCGGCCAACGUGCGCGCCGCGCCGCUCGCCGAACAUGUUCUCGAGCAUAUAGACAACCUAGGUUUAACAGUAUUGGACGAACCUGCCUCGGAGCAGAGCGAAUCUGCCCUCCUACAUUUGCAACUACGAGCCAUAUCGAAGAUCAGCAGCGCCAAGUCCAAUGUGGUAACGAAGAAAAUCGAGAAUGCGGAGAAGAAUACGAAGGCAAUAGAUCGGUGGAUCAAGGAUGUGAGCGAGCUACAUCUCUCAAAACCGGCGCCCACCGUUACGUACACCGCUAAAACACCAGAUAUCGAUACACUAAUGGAGGAAUGGCCAGAAUCCAUGGAGGACACCCUGAACGAAGUCGGUUUCCCGGCAGCGAACCUCGACUGCUCGUUAUCACAGUAUGUGGACCUGGUGUGCGGUAUAUUCGAUAUACCAAUAGUAGGUGAUACGUUGAAUGCUAGGAUACAAGCCCUACAUCUGUUAUUCAGUUUGUACUCGGCUGUGAAGAAUUCACAGUUGUACGCGGAGAGACAGAAGGAGAAGGAAGAUAAUGUAGCUGGAUAAGGGGGAAAGUGGAUUGUUAGUAAUGACCCCAUUGCUAGCAAUGUGCCAUGUCAGGUUGACCUCCACGCGGUUCUCCCUGGAAACCAUCAUGACAAAUUCAUAGAGAAUUUGUUGUGAUAAACUGACUGACUUGACUUCAUGCUCGUGUUAUCAUCAUCCUACACUGCUGCCUCGUAAAUUGUUAACGUACCUAGGUUGGGGUAUAUUUCCAUUAUCAUCCAUAAAAAUGUGGUUGGAUAUAUAAUAAGGUUGGAUAAUAAUAAGGACAGUUUCAAGUCAGAGUGAAUAAAUUCAUAUAAAUAGUUAUUUUAGUCAGAUAAUAUGUAUUGUAUUAAAAAAGCUUUAAAGUGUGAGCAAUUAUUAGCACUCAUAAAGAGAAGUAAUAUUAUAUCAACUAUGAAGUUAACCCAAACAAUUAAUAAUAUGCCUCGUCCAAGAACAUUACCAUUGAUUGGUACAAAAUUGGAUUUUUUUAUUGGUGGA
Messenger RNA from Achroia grisella, 1740 nucleotides. RefSeq names its product intraflagellar transport protein 46 homolog (gene IFT46). Bases 34 to 1257 code for a protein of 407 amino acids. The record is from RefSeq and is a predicted model, not a curated record. Gene Ontology annotation, biological process: intraciliary transport; cilium assembly. NCBI's taxonomy places the organism in Eukaryota, Metazoa, Arthropoda, Insecta, Lepidoptera, Pyralidae. Gene Ontology annotation, cellular component: centrosome; motile cilium; intraciliary transport particle B. The transcript is spliced from 7 exons.